This is a messenger RNA of Pelodiscus sinensis (Chinese soft-shelled turtle), 2082 nucleotides long. Its product is annotated as programmed cell death protein 1-like. The record is from RefSeq and is a predicted model, not a curated record. NCBI's taxonomy places the organism in Eukaryota, Metazoa, Chordata, Testudines, Trionychidae. Gene Ontology annotation, biological process: positive regulation of T cell apoptotic process; negative regulation of immune response. Gene Ontology annotation, cellular component: external side of plasma membrane; membrane.
CUCUCCCUGCCGGACACAGUGACGUUUUACCCGGAGGAGCUGUCCAUGCCGGAGGGCAGCAACGCCAGCUUCUUCUGCAACAUCUCCACGGCGAGCUUCUCUCGGUCGGACUACAGCUUAAACUGGUACAAAAAGAUCAAUUCCACCCACAACCAAAAAAUUGCAGAGUUGAAUGGGAACGAACAACAACUCCAGAAGGAGAAUUUCGUCCUCAUCAACCACACUUCCACGGUGGAAAUAAAGAUCCUGAACCUCACCAAGAGCGACUCGGGGCAUUACUACUGCGGGCUGAUCAUUUUCUCCUCGUUCAGCAAAGUGCUGGAAAGCAACGUGUCUCAGCUCACGGUGACAGGAAUCCUCGUCUCAAACGAAUCCUCGCCCAGCGGGACCAAGGACGGGACCGAGGACGAGGUGGAAGACAACAGCUGGACAGGGGACUUUAACGUGCCUCUGAUCGUCAUCCCCAGCGUCGCCGGGGCCAUGCUGCUGGGGCUGAUCGCCUACAUGCUCUCGUGCCGGAUGCGAGGGCAGCAGAAACCACAAAGUGAAAACGCACCCUUGAAGGACGACCAGCCCCCGGGGAUAACGGUGUACACGGUGGAUUACGGCGUGUUGGAGUUCCAGCAGGAGAAGCUAAAGGCCCUGGUGGAGAGCCCCACGUCUGACCACACGGAAUACGCCACCAUCGUGUUCGCGGAAGAGAAGCCUGUAACCCCAGAGAGGGGGAAGAGAACGAAAAGCCCCUCUACCCAAGCACAGCCCUGCUGACGGGCGGGGAGCCCCGCCAGGCCGCUUCUUCCUGGUGGUCACCACUCGACAGCUUUCUUGGAGGCGCUCACACUGGGAGGUGGCCCUCUUUGGACACGCUGGUCAUGGAUAUGCACCAGCCCCGGCUCUCCUGCCUCCCCGUCUCGGGCGACCACAUUCAUGACGGACACUUUACGGCACCGGGCCGUCUUCCGUGGGGACCGUCCCUUCUCCGGGAGGUGGCAAGCCAUUGGUUGCUGCUCAGGGAGGCGUUCACGCGGAUUCGCCGGACCAACGGGCCCGCGGCGGGAGCCCGACGCUGCCCCAUGUGGGGUCCUCGGCUUUGGUUUCUUGCGCUGCAGAGGUGGAUUGCAGCGGCAGCAUGAUCCGUCCCUGGGGUGGAGGUGGGGAAGAAGUGGAGUCAUUGGAGUCAGGUGGGCUCCAAAGAGAGGCCUUCCCCGGCCUCCUCCUUCAGGAGGCUGAUACCAAGCCUGGGUCAGGGAGAGGGUAAAUCGGUGGAAAAGGAUGGGAGCUCCAGGGUGGAUGCAGGGGCACCCCCAGGAUGAUACUACCAUGGACAACCAGGGCCCACGUCUUGGAUGCAAGUCCACAUCAUGGACUUGCCAUUGCAGACACUGAUCUCUCCAUCCUUGGUCUCCCCAGGCCAACCGGAGCUCCAAUGUGCCUCUUUGGACUGCCUGCUGGGUUUGAACUUACUAAGAAAUCUUAACGUUGGGAGAUAGCUGUAAAUGCACGCACCUGGCGGCAGGGUGCAAGGACCCUAGGAAACAGGCUACAGCCCUGAUGCGUGCUGCCCUCCGUAAGAGCUGCAGCACCCAGGUGGGGGGCAGGGGGUCUGCUCGGGGGGCAGCAGACAGGAGAAGGUUGCUCUUCCUGUCCUGUGCCAAGCGAGCUCUGCGGGAGAAGCUGCCUGGCGUGUAACCCCGCGUGUCGAAAGACGACUGGGAAACGGGCUGCAGUGGCUUGGUUUCCUGUUCCAUAGUUUCACGUAUUUGCACUUGAGAUUUAAGAGCUCCAGGUGAGUGGAGCUGGAUUGAAACCCAACGGGGUGGAAAUCCAGAUUCUAGGCGGCGCACGGACUGGGCGCACCUGGCUUCUUGACCCGCCCUGCUGGAAUCCCGGGGACUAUGGGAGCAGGACGUGUCACUCCCGGGGUUCACGGUCCCCGAGGGCCUGAUCUUGUUGAGAGGGUGCUUGGCUCUCGGCGUCAGCACCCCCGGGGGCAGGCCCAGGAGUUUACACUGAAGUGAUCAAAGGUCUCUGUGAAUAAAAAGAAGCUUUCACUUGCCCUUCGGUUUGGUUCCCUGCUUCCUG